This is a messenger RNA of Ilyonectria robusta, 2436 nucleotides long. RefSeq names its product nucleotide-diphospho-sugar transferase. The record is from RefSeq and is a predicted model, not a curated record. Gene Ontology annotation, cellular component: eukaryotic translation initiation factor 2B complex. Bases 185 to 2347 code for a protein of 720 amino acids. Gene Ontology annotation, molecular function: translation initiation factor activity; guanyl-nucleotide exchange factor activity; translation initiation factor binding. Lineage: Eukaryota; Fungi; Ascomycota; Sordariomycetes; Hypocreales; Nectriaceae. The transcript has 3 exons.
AGUCAUUAAGCACCCCGCCAUUCACCGAGCCUCACCGACCGCCCACCGAGGUGAGAAAUUUCCCGUGCAUGCUGCAAUUGAGUCAUCGGCCGGAAAUUUGGCCUGACCCAACGUCGUCCAAGCCCACACCACCAAAAACCCACAUAUCGGUCUGCCUCAACGCACCACCUCCCAGAUAUUGGUGAUGUCGCACAAAGGGAACAGCAAGGGCAAGAAGUCCGCCAAGGCGGGCGCCGAGAGCAAGAGCGAGGAUGUUCUGCAGGCGGUUGUCCUCGCAGACUCAUUCCAAGACAGAUACAGACCUUUUACGAUAGAGAAGCCAAGAUGUCUACUGCCCCUCGCCAACACUCCUCUCAUCGAGUACACUCUCGAGUUCUUGGCCAUGAAUGGUGUUAACGAAGUGUUCAUCUACUGUGGUGCCCAUACCGAUCAAGUCGAAGAUUACAUUAGCCGCUCACGGUGGUCAACCGCAUCGCGAACAUGCCCAUUCUCCGUCCUUCAAUUCGUCCGAGUUUCCGACGCACGAUCAGUCGGUGAUGUUCUUCGCGACAUGGACAAGCGAUCAUUGGUCAAUGGUGACUUUAUCCUGGUCAACGGUGAUCUUGUCUCCAACAUUAUGCUCGACGGCGCUCUGGCGGCGCACCGCAAGCGACGAGAGACGAGCGCGGCCAACAUCAUGACAAUGGUUCUGCGAAGCGGAGGACAGGAGGAGCACCGAACAAAGACAAACGGAAUCACUCCCAUCUUCGUGGUGGACACCAAGACCCAGCGAUGCCUACACUACGACGAGAUGAGCCCCCUUAACAGCGACCGAUACAUGUCAUUGGACCCCGCAGUAGUAGACGAGCUGUCGACCGAGUUCGAGAUCCGAUCCGACCUGAUCGACGCGCAGAUCGACAUCUGCACCCCUGAGGUCCUAGCGCUGUGGUCGGAAAGCUUCGACUACGAGCUACCGCGAAAGAACUUCUUGCACGGUGUGCUUAAGGAUUGGGAGCUCAAUGGCAAGAUGAUUUACGCAGAGAUCUUUGACGAAGGAUACGCUGCCCGGGCCAGCAACCUGCAGAUGUAUGAUGCCAUCAGCCACGACGUCCUGAGUCGAUGGACGUACCCCUUCAUCCCCGAGUGCAACGUUGUGCCGAAGCAGACUUACCAGCGCAAUAUCAACGGUCUCGUGGCAGAAAACGGUGUGUUUCACGCCAACGACGCCAAGAUCUCGAAUUGCAUCAUUGGACGCGACAGCACUAUCGGAUCCGGAAGCAAGGUCUCCAACAGCAUCAUCGGGAGGGACUGCAAGAUCGGAGCCAACGUCGUUUUGGAAGACUGCUUCAUCUGGAACGAUGCUACGAUCGAGGAUGGCACGAGGAUAUCUCGAUCAAUUGUCGGCGACUCUUCCACCAUCGGCAAGAACAGCACCAUCCCCACUGGCACACUCAUCUCGUUCGGCGUCCAGAUUAGCGAAGGCACCUCGCUUUCUAAGAGCGCCAUUCUCUCCCCGGUCACCGCCGAUGGUAGCCCCGUAACCCCCGAUACCAACCUGCUCGGCGCCGCCACCAACGCCGCGCCCUUCGCCGACCCAGAUGAGGAGGACUUUGACGACGAAGACCCGGCCAUCCUUCAGAAGUCUCUGAUCUACUCAGUCGCCGGGUUCAACAUCUCCACAUCGUCCGUCUCAACUCUCUCGUCAGAAGUGUCUGAGGAUGACUUCGACCAAGUCGCCCACUCCGUCGACGCCGACGCCUCCACCCGCUCCCGCCUUUCCUCCUUCGCGUCCGACGAGGCCGGCGAGAAACUCUCCUUCCACAACGACGCCGUCCACGGUCUGCUCGAUGCCCUCCGCGCGGACUCAGGCGACUUCGACUCGGCCAAGCUCGAGUUCAUGGGUCUGCGCCUCGCCAAUGACGCUUCCGAUUCCAUGAUGCGCCGUGCCGUUGCCGUUGCCUUCGCCCGUCGCGCCGCCGAGCUGCUCACCUCGGAGUACGGGCCGCUCGAGCCUAGCAAGGCCGCCGAGAAGGCCCUCACAGCCAGCAAGGGCGCUACUAAGUUUGUCGACGAGGUUGGCGUUGGCGGUGGCGAGCGCGAGCAGGUCGAUUUCAUUCUUGCUUUGCAAAAGGGCCUGCUGCAUGCCAAAGGCCCCGAGCAGUCGCGCGUUGGUAUUUUGCUCGCCGCUCUCCUGCAGCAGCUCUACGCUCUCGACAUCCUUGAGGAGGAGGGCAUCCUGGGCUGGUGGGGGGAUGAGCGCGCCGCCGAUGGAGACGGCAUGGUUGUUCUCAAGGACAAGUGCCGCGUGCUAGUUGAGUGGCUAGAGAACGCCGAGGAGGAAGAUGACGAGGACAGCGAUGAUGAAUAGAUACGUCAAAUGCCCCAAAAGCUUUCCGUCUGUAUUGGUAGAUAGAGACAGGGUCAGAAAAAAAAGGAAGCCCACGACGAAACAACCAC